Messenger RNA from Telopea speciosissima, 2155 nucleotides. Its product is annotated as probable LRR receptor-like serine/threonine-protein kinase At3g47570. Gene Ontology annotation, molecular function: protein kinase activity; ATP binding; protein binding. NCBI's taxonomy places the organism in Eukaryota, Viridiplantae, Streptophyta, Magnoliopsida, Proteales, Proteaceae. The transcript is spliced from 2 exons. The record is from RefSeq and is a predicted model, not a curated record. Gene Ontology annotation, biological process: protein phosphorylation. The coding region runs from base 1 to 2130 and encodes 709 amino acids.
AUGUUCUCCAAUCAUUUGGGAAGUGGGGGAGGGGCUGAUGACCUGAAUUUUAUCAACACAUUGACCAACUGUAGUAGUUUAACACAUUUGGUAGUUCAAGACAAUCGGUUUGGUGGUGAGCUCCCCAUCUCCAUAGCAAACUUAUUGACCCAACUGACAAAGCUCAGUCUGUCAAGCAAUCAAAUAUCUGGAAACAUCCCAAUGGGGAUCGGAAACCUUGUAAGCUUACAAGGCUUGGGCCUAUCCGAUAACUUACUAGAAGGAAGUAUUCCGACUUCAAUUGGGAGACUUCAAAUGCUACAAAUAUUCUACUUAGAUGGAAACAGAUUCACGGGACCAAUCCCUUCUUCUCUUGGAAACUUGACACGCUUGAUUGAACUCGAUUUAGGGGAUAAUCGCUUGCAAGGAAAAAUACCUUCAAGUCUUGGAAAAUGCAAAUAUUUGUCAUGGUUGAGUCUUUCAGGUAAUAGUCUCAAUGGUAUCAUCCCCAGAGAGAUAUUUAAGCUUCCCACAUUAUUCCUACUAAACUUGAGUAGAAAUUCUUUUCUUGGUUCUCUACUUGUGGAAGUGGGUCGUCUCACCAAUCUUGAAAUUCUAGAUGUUUCUAAGAACAAAUUAUCAGGAGAAAUCCCUAGCACCCUUGGUGCUUGUACAGGCCUAGAGCAACUUUUUAUGGAGGGUAACUUGUUUCAAGGAUCUAUUCCAUCGUCUCUGAGUUCUCUAAGAGGUCUUCAAGAUUUAGAUCUUUCACACAACAACUUCUCUGGCUUUAUCCCUAAAUAUUUGGGUAUAUUUAAGUUUUUACAAAACUUAAAUUUAUCAUCUAAUCAUUUGGAGGGUGAGGUACCAACAGAUGGAGUCUUUAAAAAUUUGAGUGCAGUUUCAGUCAUUGGAAACAAUAAGCUUUGCGGAGGCAUACCAGAACUUUAUUUGCCAGCAUGCCAUACUCAAAAAUCAAAAGAAUACGGUAGGUCUCAUGUUUUCAAGCUGAUUGUCAUCAUAUGUGGUUGUGGGGGCUCUCUAUGUUUGAUAUUUAUGAUAUUUUUUUUCAUUAUGUACCGGAGAAGAAAAGAAAGGAAAGAAACCACUUUAUCUUUGAUAGAGGGUCGUCAUUUUAAGAUCUCUUAUGCCCAACUCCUUAGAGCUACCGAUGGAUUUUCGUCUACAAAUUUGAUAGGAAUGGGAAGUUUUGGUUCUGUGUACAAAGGAGUUCUCAAUCAUGGGGAAACUAUUGUUGCAGUAAAGGUCCUCAACAUCAGACAAAGAGGUGCUUCUAAGAGUUUCAUGGUUGAAUGUGAAUCCCUGAGAAACAUCCGGCAUCGUAAUCUUGUAAAAAUCUUAACAUCUUGCUCAAGUAUAGAUUUUGAAGGCAAUGAUUUUAAGGCUUUAGUAUAUGAGUUCAUGUCCGGUGGGAAUUUGGAGAGGUGGUUGCAUCCACAUGCAAAUGGCAUAGAAGAUGAACAAAGACAUUUAAACCUUGUUCAAAGAUUGAAUAUUGCCUUCGAUAUGGCAACAGCAUUGGAUUAUCUUCACCACCGUUGUCAUAUGCAGAUUAUUCAUUGUGAUCUAAAGCCAAGCAAUAUUCUUCUCGAUGGUGACUUGACUGCAUAUUUUGGUGAUUUUGGGAUAUCAAGAAUUCUUUCAAAAGCCACAAGUAGAUCUCAAAAUCACACAAGCUCAAUCGGAAUAAAGGGAUCUAUUGGCUACAUUGCGCCAGAGUAUGGUGCAGGUGCUGAUGUUUCAACGCAUGGUGAUGUCUACAGUUAUGGGAUUCUCUUGUUAGAGAUGUUCACAGGAAAGUGGCCUACUCAUGAAAUGUUCAAAGAUAACUUUAAUCUUCACUGCUGGGGUGAGAUGGCUUUGCAUGAUGGAGUGAUGGUUGUCGUCGACCCAUCACUUCUCUCCAUGGAAGAAGAUGGAGAAGGGGAAGAAACAACUAUAACAAACAUCACUGGAAGUCAAAGAUGCAAGAAGGAUAGAGUGCAAGAGUGCCUUAAUUCAAUUAUUAGAAUUGGAGUUGCUUGCUCAGCAGAAUCACCAUGGGAUCGAAUGGACAUAAACGAUGUGGUCAAAGAGCUACAUCUCAUUAGAGACAUUUAUCUUGGAGUUGGCACUCACCGAGGAAGAUGAACUAUUAUAAGGGCUAUGAACAAUG